This is a messenger RNA of Pieris macdunnoughi, 396 nucleotides long. Lineage: Eukaryota; Metazoa; Arthropoda; Insecta; Lepidoptera; Pieridae. The record is from the annotation of a GenBank genome assembly.
AUGGCAUACUUUGGAAAGGUUUUCACCUUGGAAAAAAAUGAAAAUUUUGAGGGAUUUAUUAACAGUUUAGGUUUGCCAAAAGAAAAAGUAGACAGCUACGUGAAGUCCAAGUCUUCCCAAAAAAUAGAGAAGGAUGGGGAUGGUUACAUUAUUACUUCUACGACUAGCCUGGGGGUUACAGAAAUGAAAUUUAAGCCGGGGGUGGAAUUUGAUCAACAAUUAGUUCCUGAGAUAGUAACAAAGAAUGUAAUUACUGUUGAUGGCGAUAAGUUUACCCAAGUGCAGAAGGCUGGUGGCAAAACUAUCACAUAUGUUAGAGAGUUCUCUCCAGAUAAUUUGGUCGUGACAAUUACUUCUGACUUUUGGGAUGGCGUAGCCAAGAGAAUCUACGUAUAA